Messenger RNA from Acanthamoeba castellanii str. Neff, 648 nucleotides. RefSeq lists its product as uncharacterized. The coding region runs from base 1 to 648 and encodes 215 amino acids. The transcript is spliced from 5 exons. The record is from RefSeq and is a predicted model, not a curated record. NCBI's taxonomy places the organism in Eukaryota, Discosea, Longamoebia, Acanthamoebidae.
AUGCACGCCAGAGCACCGCCAGCAGCAGCUCCUCUUCUUUUGGCCCCUUUUGCGCGACGAGCUGCCCACGUGCUCACCCUCACGCGAGGACGGCGCGGCACGCUCCUCCUCUCCACGACCUCCUCCUCCUCCUCAAACCAGGCUCCCGCUGGUGGGCAACGUGAGGAGGAAGAUGAGCCGGCGCAGGAGAACGAUCCUUCUCUUGCCGCCGAAGCCGCUGAGAUGGCGAUGGAUCCCGAUGACGCCCCGCCCCAGUGGACGGAUGCCAUCAGACGGUUCUCCACAGCUAUCUCCUCGGUCACCAUUCGGCUGGACGACGUCGGACACCACCGUGUGGGCGACGCCGGGGAUGUCAGGCCUGCCGGGCAGGGCCUUAUGAAGACCUCGCGCAAGCUACCAAAGCUGCGCUCCAUGCGGGAGACAACGUCGACCGAGGAAGGGCGAUCCCAGGCCAAGCUCACCGCGACAGUGCUCGCGAAGGUCCUCGAGGCUCGAAGAGAGACGGGCGGAGAGUCCGUGUUGCGGCUUCACGAACUCGCCAACAGGUUACAUGUGGAACAGUCGGCCCUGGAGGCCGUCCUGCGCUACCACGAUGACCUUCCUGAGUACAAGGCGAAGCUGCAGGACCUCGCCCAGCUCGCCAAGUGA